This is a messenger RNA of Exaiptasia diaphana, 1899 nucleotides long. Its product is annotated as aladin. Gene Ontology annotation, biological process: nucleocytoplasmic transport. NCBI's taxonomy places the organism in Eukaryota, Metazoa, Cnidaria, Anthozoa, Actiniaria, Aiptasiidae. Gene Ontology annotation, cellular component: nuclear pore. The record is from RefSeq and is a predicted model, not a curated record. The transcript has 17 exons. Bases 77 to 1627 code for a protein of 516 amino acids. Gene Ontology annotation, molecular function: protein binding.
CUGAAGAUUGCUACCCGCCAAUUCCCAUUGAUUUUCCUGAUGGAUUGAAGAGGAGAAGAAACGUUUCCCCGUAAAGAUGUCCUUGCUUUCUCUCUUCCCAGAUCCACCAGGUUUUGAUGAGGUYACUCUGUGUGAAUACAAUUCCAAAUAUAUCUCAGAAAACGUUGAAACUGCCGACGUAAAAAAGCAUGUCCCAGCUACACACGGAUUUGAUUAUCCAGUUAUUAGCAUAGAUAAAGAGGGAGUUAAGACUGGACGGAGCUUAUCCAAGACUGAAGAAGAAUGGAGUCCAUUUUUGAGUUGUACUGAAGAAACAGAUAUAUGGAAAAAAUUAUUUCAUGCUUUAGUAAACAGAGGAUUCACAGGUAUGCUUCAAGAACUCAAAAAGAGCAAAGAUGAAGCACCAAAGUGGUUGACAUUYCUUGGAAAUGGUAUUGAUUCAAUAACUAGUUUGUUUGACUCUUUGUAUGGGAAAGCCUUUCCUCAUCURAAUUUGUCAAGGGAAGAGAUGAUUACAAUGUUUUCAUGUGUUUCCCAUUGGCCAACUUCCUCAAUAAGAGGCUUGGAAUGGCACCCUUUUAUUGRAAAGUUUGCAAUUGCAUGGCAGGAUGAUAGAAUAGAAGUUUAUACAUUAAAAAGUAAUGUGGUACCUUUACUAAAACAUCGACGACAACAAGCCAUCACAUGCGUUGCAUGGAGGCCUCUUUCAGCUUCAGUACUUGCUGUGGGUUGUAACACAGGUAUUUUUGUAUGGACAGUAGACCCAAAUUCACCAGUAACAAGACUKGGCAGUAGUUCUGUUAGGCACCUUUCACAACCAUGUCACAAUCCUGUUACAUGUAUUACAUGGUCUCCAAAUGGGGAUUUGUUGGUGUCUGGAUCUCCCGCUGAUAGUUCAAUGAUGGUGUGGAAUGUUAGUGUAGAGAGUGCAACUCCACUGUACAGAGCUGGAGGAGGAAUUUCWCUCACUUGUUGGUCACCAGAUGUGAGGAACCUCUUUGUUGCUACACCUGGUUCAAUGUUUAGAAUAUGGGAAACACAGACUUGGACUUGUGAAAAAUGGUCAAAUCUUGCAGGCAGAUGCAAGGCUGCAUGCUGGAGCCCAGAUGGAGGCAUUCUUAUUUUUGCUGUAGCAGAAGAAUCAGCUUUGUACUCUUUGAAGUUUCACGAUGGAAUACAAGGUGAGAAUUCCCCAGACUAUUCAACUGGUGCUCAAAUUGCUGUCAAGUGUGCAAACCUGGUCCCACAUGCCUUUGGUGAUGAUGACUCUCUCAUACUUGGUGGAGUAGUUAGAAGCAUGACAUGGGAUCCUCUUGGUGAACGACUGGCUGUCAUUUUUGAGGAUGAAAAAUGCAAAGCACAAGAAGUGGUUGCCAUAUUCAAGACAAGAUUAAAGCCUUCUUUUGAAAUCAUCCCAAGUGGUUUUGUUAGAGGACCUCUUGAUACCUACCCUGAAAUUGUGGCAUUCCAAAAACAGUUUGACAAAGGAGCUCUCCUCACAGUGGGCUGGUCAGAUGGAAGUGUCACGUUUGUUCCAAUGUUAUUUUCAACUUGUGAUGAGAAGUGCUUAAAGCAAAGUCAUCUCUCAAAUGGUGCCAUAGUUGGAUCAAAUAGGUACACAGAGUAAAGGCCGAACUAUUGUAUAAUGUAAAGUAGCUGUACAUAGUAUUGUACAAGUUUAUGCACAUUGUAUAGUGCUCUGCCCUAUAUAAGCAGUUAGGUAUUAUAUUCUACACUACAGCAUAGUUAGAUCAACCAGGAUGUCAGGCAUAGACACAUCUUGGAAUAUAUUUGAAAAGAUCACUGUAAACCAGGUGGUGCUAAGUAGGAUUGAAUAAAAAAUAUGCAAAAAUUAUGGAAUACUAAGAUGCUGUAUUGAAAAUAAAUAUAUAUUCUUGA